AUGAAAAUAUUUGCUGAAAACAUUAAUGAUUAUAAAGGUAUAGAGUUGCUUCUAAACGCUACUAUGAAAACAGUUUUUCACAAAGAACCUGAAAAUACUAAAUUGUUUAGCAUCUAUAUCAUUGUGCAGCCAUCUGUCACCACUAGAACUUCUAAAUCACUUUCUACCCCAAUGAAGCAACUGAAUGAAUCUCAAUUUUAUAACUGUGAAUCUGUUACUUCUCAUGAGAAAAAAUUUUGA
Messenger RNA from Dentiscutata erythropus, 240 nucleotides. The record is from the annotation of a GenBank genome assembly. Lineage: Eukaryota; Fungi; Glomeromycota; Glomeromycetes; Diversisporales; Gigasporaceae.